AUGUCCUAUCUUCAACACCAUGACCACCAGAGCCGUUUGGUUCCCGAUUUAGUUUGGUGUCCCACCUUUGAAAAUGCCGCCCAGACUAAUGUCUAUCCUGGUUUGCCCAUUUCGCCCAUCUUCCCGGGCGAACUUGGAAACGAAAGGCCUCCCGCCGGACAGAUGGUCUCUGGCCCGACCCGCCAUUCUUCGGACGCCCUCUUGAUUUCCGGCCACGAGGCGUUCCGUCUUCAGUCGACCGGUUGCCUUGCCUUCGACGGUGGCUGCGUCGGCAAGCUCGCAGGCGAUGAGCCCAGCGAGAGGAAGGAUGGGGAGAACAAUGACGACGAUAAUGAUGGUUAUGAUGGAGAAGGUGAAGAGAAUGACGAUGAAGAUGAAGAUGAAGAGGAAGAGGAAGAGGAAGACGAGGACGAGGACGAGGAGGAUGAGAAUGAAGAUGGGGAUGUAGGUGUAGGCGAGCAUGAGGGUGGAGUUGAAAAAGUUCGAGUCGAGCGAGAAGAGGGAGAGAAAAGAGGGGAAGAAGAAGGGUUGGGAGUAGAAGAGAAAAAGGUAGGUGGAUUCGGAGUCGCCUGCAUGGCGGAGAAGAGACCUUCCAGGCUUUCGGCGUCAUCUUCGCCUCCUUUUCACGAUCCAUUUCAGGUCGAUCUGUCAAACUAUCCGAGGCUACAAACGGUUGAUCAGUUCGCCGGUGCUGUUCGUCUUGCCUCGGCUCCGCCGACCGACUGGGCCAAGCAGAGCUCGGUCCUGACGGGCGAGGCCCAGACAGCAGAGGCUGGACGGCACUUUUGUCCAAGCACCGACCCACAGGCCCAUUGGUCGAGGCCCGUGCUUCAGGCGUCACAAUCGGCCAACGUGUAUCUCGCCGAGACGAUCUCGCAUCGCCGAGUCCGGCGCGAGUUUGUCCAUUCGGGGCCCGCCUUGUCGGGCCGACACGAGCAAUGCAUGAAGCAGCAGCAGUCACAGCAGCAGCAGCAAUUGCUGCAAUAUUUGCAUCCUGCCUAUGCGCACCAAGUGGCCACGUACCAGUUGGCAAUGAAACGAGAGGAGGAGGAAAACACUGAGAACCAGUCCGAGCUGGAGGCGCUUCUGCUGCGUCACCAGGACUCGGAGAAGGCCGUCUGCUACGACCCGUCCGCCUGGUUGUCGACGUGUCACGCGGCGAUCGAGUCGCUGCCGUACGACCUGGAUCGUCCGGCGCCCAGGACCAGGCUGUCCGAGUCGUGUCAUCAGAUCGGCUGCCCCAUCGACUGCUGGCCCGAGCCCGGGCCGGGCUCGAUCUCGGGCCCGGGUCACACCGGCGGCGGCCGGACUGUGGGCAGACCGGCUCCGACGCCCGGAAACGGGCAGUCGGGCCGGGCCCGGCAGACGGGCGGUCUCGUCUCCGGCUGGGAGCUCUGCUCGCCCGGCAGCCUGGGCUCGUCCACCUGCUCCAGCCUCUCGAUGCAGACGAGUCCGCCGCUGUGGGAAGCCUCGGCCGGCGAAAUGGGCCCCGGGCUCCAGGACGCCGGCGGGCCCGUCGGCGGCUCCGAGGGCAGAAGAGCCCCGCCCUGUCAACACAUGUCGACCCCGACGCGACCACACUCGGGGCCCGGGGACGGGCCGAAAGCCCUCUAUCGCACGGAGCCGGUGAGCAUGUGUCCUCUGCCUGCGCCGAGCUCCGGCGCUGGUGUUGCCGGGGAACCCGGCGCGAGGGACGAGGCCGCAGCGAUAACCCGCAUGACUCGCAUCGGGACUGUGCAGUUCUACGAGUCCAUGACGUUCGGCCACGCCUCCGAGCCCGGCGUCGGCGGUGCCGGCCGACGGGCCGACCUACCGCCCGCGCCGCAUCUCCACCUCCCCCACACCUACGAGGCGCCCUACCAACCCUGGCCCGCGACCCCCGCCACCCCGACGCCACCGACGAUGCCACCGAUGCCCGGAUUGAGGCUGCCGCACGACCAGUUCCGCAAUCCCUCCUCCGGGCCCGCAGCUUUCGGUCACGCUUGUCCCAACCAAGUCGAGGCAGACUCACACGUCCGACUCGGCCCUGGCCCGAGUCCCGCCUCCAUCUACCGCUGGCCGGCCGGCGGCCACGAACACACGUUCACGGGACACCCCCCGGCCACCGCCGCGCUCGCCGAAGGCCCUCGGCUGGCCGUCUUUCCGCUCGUCAGCUACGCCGACCCGCAGGCCCAGGCGCAGUCGGGCACUCGACCCGACGACCAUCGGUACCAUCCCUGCGCCCGGCUCAGUCUGCCCGUGGCCACGCCGGCGCCUCGGACGGCCGGCCGGGCUCGGACCGAGCGCGCUGUGGCCAGACGCGACCGCGCCUGCCCGCAGUCGGUCGUGUCGCGAGCCCACGCCUCGACGCCUCCCCAUCUCGCGAGCGCACCCGCCUCGGGGGCGCCCGGGCACGCAGAAGCUACGUCGAGCCCCCUGCGAAGAAGCUACAACCCGUCGGAGGCGUCGAACGAACCGCCGACAGCCUCCAAGUCCAAGCGCCGGUGUUCUGGGGCCGCCUUCCUCACGACCGGCGUACACCAGUUCACUCACGUCGACUCGGAAGAUAGGCCAUUUCACUGUCAAUUUCCUGGUAAGUCCAAAAUCACCUCAUCCAUUUGCUUCGCUUUUGCCGUCGCGACCAGACGUCGAUUCUUCCAAACUGUGACCGCCACACUUAAAUGGCUAGGCCUCAUGAUGUGA
Protopolystoma xenopodis is the source of this 2682-nucleotide messenger RNA. NCBI's taxonomy places the organism in Eukaryota, Metazoa, Platyhelminthes, Monogenea, Polystomatidea, Polystomatidae. The record is from the annotation of a GenBank genome assembly.